Messenger RNA from Papilio polytes (common Mormon), 1615 nucleotides. RefSeq names its product proton-coupled amino acid transporter 4-like. The transcript is spliced from 9 exons. Bases 201 to 1601 code for a protein of 466 amino acids. Gene Ontology annotation, cellular component: vacuolar membrane. The record is from RefSeq and is a predicted model, not a curated record. Gene Ontology annotation, molecular function: amino acid transmembrane transporter activity. Lineage: Eukaryota; Metazoa; Arthropoda; Insecta; Lepidoptera; Papilionidae. Gene Ontology annotation, biological process: amino acid transmembrane transport.
AUCUUAUUCUGGGGAUACUUGCCAAAACGCCGUCUGAGACGCCACUCGUGUUAAACGAUACAUAACAUAUUUAUACGACGGUCGGAGCAUAGUCAGAUUCACACAGUACGAAAGAUGUCGUGCGCGCGCGCAAUACUUUGUAAAUAAUAACAAACAAAUGAGAAAGUAGCACUAAUUAGUGAUAUACUAAGAAACUAAAAAUGGCCAACAGCUACAAUAUGAAGGAGUUCAGUUCUACAGCAGUCAUCACCGAACAUGGCGUCUAUCCAUCGACUUACUCAAUAAACACAAUGAACACAAAAUGCAAAGAAAAAGAUGUCGAAGUUAGCGCUUACGAUCCCUUUCAGAAUAGAAAGUUGGAACAUCCUAAUUCAGAUGUGAGAUCGUUCGCCAAUCUACUGAAAUCGUCUUUAGGCUCCGGUAUAUUAGCAAUGCCGGCCGCCUUCAAGAACGCCGGUACUCUGGUGGGCGUUUUCGGCACUAUAAUACUGGGAUAUAUUUGUACACACUGCGUAUAUUUGUUGGUUAAGACUUCACAGGAUGUUGCAAGAGUCUCUAAAGUUCCAUCACUUGGCUACGCAGAAACAGUUGAAGCUGUGUUUGCUACAGGACCUAGAUCUCUGAGAAAAUUAUCUAAAACAGCAAGGAUAUUUAUAGACUGGGCAAUGGCGUUCACCAUUCUUGGCGCCUGUGCUGUCUAUGUCAUAUUGCUGGUGGAAUCAGUAAAACAGAUUGUCUCAUAUUACUACGAAGAUAAUGGCUACACGGACACUAUGUACUGCCUGAUGUUCCUAGUUCCGAUAUUAAUAUUUACACAGAUUAAAAAUUUAAAAUAUCUAGCACCAUUCUCUGGAUUCGCCAAUAUUUUGCUAGUCGCCACUUUCCUUAUUUGCUUGUACUACAUAUGUUCAGACUUUCCGAGUAUCGAUUCUCGGCCUAUGUCCGUGGACAUUGGAAGAUUACCAUUAUUUAUAGGUACAGUUAUAUUUGCAAUGGAAGGUAUCGGAGUGGUGCUACCAGUUGAGAAUACAAUGGCCAAACCCCAACACUUCCUCGGCUGUCCUGGUGUACUGAAUAUUACAAUGUCUAUUGUCGUACUGCUGUACAUGAUCAUGGGUUUUCUGGGCUACAUUUGCUAUGGCGAUGAGGCAGCUGGAAGCAUUACUCUUAAUCUGCCCACAAAAGAAAUUCCGGCCCUGAUGGCGAAGUGCUUCAUCAUCGUAGCAAUUUUCUUCACUUACACGCUGCAGUUCUAUGUGCCCAUGGAGAUAGUGUGGCGCAACACUAACCAGCACGUCUCGCAGAAAUACCACAACAUUGCCCAGUCCAUCAUGCGAGCUGUGUUCGCUAUUCUUACUGUAAUUGCGGCCGCUACGUUGCCCCGUCUGGAACAGGUCAUCGGCCUAGAGGGGGCGUUCUUCUAUUCAUUCCUAGGCCUCAUAGCACCAUCAUUGAUUGAUCUCAUAUUCUGCUGGGAGAGAGGUCUAGGAAAAUACAAUUAUAUCUUAAUUAAAGACAUAUUUCUCAUCGUAUUCGGAACUUUUGUACUGGUAACAGGCGUUAUGCAAAGUAUUAGAGAAAUUAUACGUAUUAGUGAAUAAAUGUAAUUUAAAAU